CAAUUUAAAAGAACAAAAAGAGAAAAGAAAAGAGAGAGAGAGCUUCAUUUUUUAUUGCCCUUUUAGCUGCUUGUUGGGGUAUUGGCCACUUCUCUUCUCGCGCUCUUCCUCAUUGAGCGAGAAAGAGAAACACAACACAAUACACACAGAAACAACAAAAAACACCAAAAUUUCCAUUUCCAAUUCACCAAAAGUCACGCAGACCCAACCCUCAUCAACCCUCUCUCUAUAUUCUCUUCCACAUUCUCCUCCAUUCGCUCACUCUUUGCUCAAAACCCUAGCUUCCCUCUUACCCCUUCCAUUUCCUCAAUUCCUCCAAUCGUCAAUCGUCAAUCGUCUCCGACCACCCCAAGAUUCAGGCUUGGCACCGGCGCCGAUGAAAUUUCUCUGUUUUUGAUUUUGGGUUAGGGUUUUUUCGAUGCUAUCUCUCCCCUGACAACUCCAUCGCUGGUUCGCUUUCGAAGGGUUAGGGCAUUUAGGCAAAUGGAAGUGCCGGGUGGCAAUCUGGACUCGUUUAGAGCUGCUUCGGGAAAUAGUAGUUCUAGAAGAUAUGGAAUGUUAUCCGCUUCCAAUAUCAUUCAGGCACCACUUUCUGCCUUGUUGGAGUACUCGGGUCUUCUCCGUGGCCGCUCUAAUCACCAAGAAGCUGAAUCUUUAAUUAACGGCCGUAGCGCUGCUGCUUUCCGGGAUCACCAUCAUAGUCAGCUGGACCAAUCUCCAACCACAAGCAACGACGGGGAGGUUUCCAUUAGGAUAAUUGGUGCAGGGGAGCAGGAGCAUGACAGGGAAGGCGCAGGGUUAGUAGUUGGACAGUUGAGGGAAGUUACUGUUCCCCCAAAUGAGGUUUCUGCACCACCAAUGGCAGGGGUGGCGUCUGUGUCAUUGACAACAGAGGAGGGUCAGACAGAUGGCAGAACAGAUCGUAGUUCGGGAGAGGGCAUGCCCCAAUCGUUAAAUGGAAGUGCUGAUGGAGAAGGAGUUGAUGGAGCUGGGUCUAAUGGCAGAGAUUCUUCUUACCAGAGAUAUGACAUUCAGCAGGCUGCUAGGUGGAUUGAGCAGGUCCUUCCCUUUUCUUUGCUUCUAUUGGUGGUCUUCAUCCGCCAGCAUUUGCAGGGUUUCUUUGUUACAAUUUGGAUUGCUGCUGUUAUGUUCAAGUCAAAUGAUAUUCUAAGGAAACAGACAGCUUUGAAGGGAGAGAGGAAAGUCGCAGUUCUAAUCGGCAUCUCUCUUGCAUUUGCAUUGCACGUGGUUGGUGUUUACUGGUGGUAUCAGAAUGAUGAUCUGUUGUACCCUUUAAUUAUGCUUCCUCCUAAACUUAUACCACCAUUUUGGCACGCUGUUUUCAUCAUCAUGGUGAAUGACACCCUGGUCCGGCAGGCAGCAAUGGUGCUCAAGUGUAUUCUAUUAAUAUACUACAAAAACAGCAGAGGCCGAAACUAUCGUAAGCAGGGUCAAAUGCUUACUCUGCUUGAGUAUUUACUGCUCUUGUACCGUGCCUUGUUGCCAACACCAGUGUGGUAUCGUUUCUUCUUGAACAAAGAAUAUGGGAGUCUCUUUUCAUCCCUAAUGACAGGGUUAUAUUUGACUUUCAAGCUCACAUCUGUUGUUGAGAAGGUGCAAUCCUUCUUUGCUGCAUUGAAGGCAUUGUCACGUAAAGAGGUGCACUAUGGGGCAUAUGCAACAUCAGAACAGGUCAAUGCAGCUGGCGAUCUUUGUGCUAUUUGCCAGGAGAAGAUGCACGCUCCUAUCCUACUUCGAUGUAAACACAUCUUUUGUGAGGACUGUGUAUCAGAGUGGUUUGAGAGAGAACGGACGUGCCCAUUGUGCAGAGCUUUGGUAAAACCUGCAGAUCUUAGAUCAUUCGGCGAUGGAUCAACGAGUUUGUUUUUCCAGCUGUUCUGAAAUCGUCUACUGUAAAAACGGGGAGUUUUUCUGCUUCGGAGUUCCAAAUCUUGUUCAAAGCAGCCAUCUCCUGAACCCUGAUCCAUAUAACUAUACAACACUGGUAUAUUUGAUUGUAUUUUUGCUCUGCCUUGUUCAUGGGUUGCCCUUGGAAAGAAAAACAAUUGUUGGGUAUAACUGAACUGGGUACUGUUCAUACGUCCUGUCGAGAAAAAGUCAAAUGUAUGUAAUGCGCCAAUUAAGCAACAAAGUUCUUUUGAUAACCAUAUACAACUGUCUAUUUGCCAUGAAUGAAAGUUUCCCUCGCCCCUCCCCCCUUCCUUCACA
Messenger RNA from Prunus dulcis (almond), 2229 nucleotides. RefSeq names its product E3 ubiquitin-protein ligase RNFT1. Gene Ontology annotation, biological process: positive regulation of ERAD pathway. The record is from RefSeq and is a predicted model, not a curated record. The transcript has 9 exons. Gene Ontology annotation, molecular function: ubiquitin protein ligase activity. NCBI's taxonomy places the organism in Eukaryota, Viridiplantae, Streptophyta, Magnoliopsida, Rosales, Rosaceae. The coding region runs from base 484 to 1902 and encodes 472 amino acids.